ACAUCUUCAACGUAACAAGUCUGCUUACAAUGUCUUCACUUCACGUUAGCAAAAUCAGUCUCACGUCAUUUCACAAAGUCCUUGCUUGUUACCCCACAACAGCUCCAGAAAAGCUGCGCGACCUAGACGCGCAUCGCUACGAUGUCAUUCCAUCGGCCGUGGCCAGCAGGAAUGGAAGCAACAAACAUCUCACGAAACCAGAGGUGGAGAAGCUUGUAGAAUGGAAACUAAAACAUGGCACAUUCCGACCUGCACUACUGGGACUCGUGCAAAGCAAUACUUCACAAGCAGUCGAAGAGGCUACACAUAAAGCUUUUGCAGCAGUUUCGGAUGAUAAGUGCUCGCAAUCAAAUAUCAUUCACGCACUCAAAAUAUUAACUAAUUUAAGAGGAAUCGGACCAGCAACAUCGUCUCUUCUCCUCUCUGUUCUCCGGCCCAAGGAAAUUCCGUUUUUCUCUGAUGAAUUGUUCCGCUGGUCAUGUUGGGAGUCUGAAGUCAAAGCCAAGGAAAGCGUGGGGUGGCAGAGAAAGAUCAAGUAUAAUUUCAAGGAAUAUGAAAUGAUGCUUGAUAGGGUAGAGAAGCUGAGGAUGAGGCUAGGCAAGAGUCCAGAUAACACUCCUGGAACAAUUGUGAGAGCGGUAGAUAUAGAAAAGGUGGCUUGGGUGCUUGGGAAAGAGGGAAAGGAUGUUGGGCCAGAAGAGGAGAAGGAGGAGAGCCAAGCUGGUGACGAUGAAAAGGCCCCCGUCAAAGAAGAAGAAACGCAAGAGACCAAGCCUGAUGAUACUAAAGACAGUAAAGAGGAAGUAACUAAGGGUCCAGCGAAGAAAGGCACAAAACGUAAAGCGGGUCUUGUCAAAACACCAGUUGAAAGCACACGCAAAAGCACCAGGACGAAGAAGUAACGGCCUACGCAGUUGCCUGUGGGCCCAGCUUCCUAGGUCACGCUAUGGUCGCAUGUUUACCUUCCAUUCGCCUCCACAAGUUCAGACUUGCGAAUUCAUAAGCCACUCUCUA
Molecule: messenger RNA, 1014 nt
Organism: Bipolaris maydis ATCC 48331
Lineage: Eukaryota; Fungi; Ascomycota; Dothideomycetes; Pleosporales; Pleosporaceae
Source: RefSeq, a predicted model, not a curated record